Molecule: messenger RNA, 2266 nt
Organism: Anthonomus grandis grandis
Lineage: Eukaryota; Metazoa; Arthropoda; Insecta; Coleoptera; Curculionidae
Exons: 6
Coding region: 244-1542 (432 amino acids)
Source: RefSeq, a predicted model, not a curated record
AUUUUCAACAAUCCAUCGGCUUCUUCGGCUCAUGUCACGCCGCACCAUAUCGGUCUCAGUUUUAUGCCAUUUUUUUCUUUCUUCCAUUUCAAAUUAUUUAUUGAUACAGUUUUAUUCGGUGCUGCAGUUCCGGUUUAAGUGUUCAAUUGUGAUGGUGAAUAUUCGUAUAUAGGACUGACGACUAUGGAGCAACGGUUUUGCGUUUAAAGCGAUUUCUGUGAUCCGGAAUGACCAUACAUCAUUAUGAAAUCCACACCAAAAAAUCAAAGAAACAGUGAACUGGUCCUCAUAAAACUAAUAAUAAUCUCCCUGUGUAUCAAAGUGUGCUGCGCAUGUGACAACCAGAUCAAAGACGAGAGUGCUUUAGAUAAAGAAUUAAAAAAUUACGUGGAUCGGGUGCUGAAAACCGACCGUUUUAGUAUCAUACCGGGGGUGGAGGUUGAAAAAUUGGGAAACUUUAGUGCAGUGGUGAGUGAUAGCAGUUGCGAAAAGGGGCGUAGCAGUUACUCUUUUGAAGAUUACGUACGGAGAAGACUGGAUCAGUAUGCCGAGACUCACGUGGUGUCAGUUAAUUUUGAACAGACCGCCAGAUUUUUGACUUCUAGUGGAGAUGCCACUGGAAAUUCCAGCACUGAUGGUUCUGGCAAGAGCUCCUUCCUCGCGGGAUUCAGUAUGGGUCUAUUAGCAUUUUUCCUAAAAAAAUUAAUGCUCCCUGUGUUCCUUGGUGCUCAACUGAUCAAGUCGGUGCUGAUUGCCAUGUUUCUUCCAACGCUACUGGGAGGAUUGGGCAGAUUGGCCGGAAAAGGUUUAUCCACGUUUUCCGGACUAUCUACUGCAUCCACCGGUUUAAAUAGACAUCAACAGUUGCAGCAAAUGGAAGAUUUCGAAUUUAAGGACUCUGAUCCGUAUAAUAACGAGGAACCGCCACUCGGAGCUGAUUUUAAUGAUGACCAGGAUAGUUUGACUCUGAAUACAUUGGAUAGUAGCAGUACCGCUUCUCCAAAUAGCAGGUUAGGAUUCGCCAACAAAAGAAUCUACACCGCCCCAACCAUGAGCGACAACUACUACUUGCGACGUCCCCAAAAGAAAACCGACUACAAAGUGUUCCAUAAGAUUCCGUCUUCGUCGCUUUUAUUGACCAGCUACGAUCCGUUCUACAGUCCACUUCUAUCCAGACUGGAUGCGGUUUUCCAACAGUGGGGAUUGGCCGGCCAAGAUAAGGGCCAAGAAACUGAGAGGUGCCGGGAACGACUCGUGUGCUUAAUGUACGCGAAUCCCGCCAAAUAUGCUCCGUAUAGUAAUUUGGUGUCCGCUCAACUAAGCAGGGAACUAAACGAACUGCGAAAACCGACUUCGGAUAACCCGGAAAUCCUGCGGUUCUUCCGCUACAUGAAGGCCGCCAAAGAUGGUCAAGAUGGUGAAACGGAGUGUCCCGAACAUGGAGGAUGUUCUGCUUUAACUGCCCACGAACCUAGUCCCGCCUUGCUCACUACUUAUAAUGAAAUCAAUAAACUGGUUGAAGCUAGAAAAAUUAGUAAAUAAAUAAAUCAUAUAACUGUUAUUAGCGAAGAUCUUAUUGUAUCCAGUAUAGUAAUUUUAUGGCAGAUAAUGCUUGAAAAUGAAUAUGGUCUAUAGCAUUUUACUCUUAAGUAAUUGCUCUAAUCAUAAUGAAAUUGUAGUUUUCUUGCAAAAUUAUUUAGAUUACAGGCGUGAGACUGGUUAAGGUUCAAAUUUCAAUUUUCAACCCAAACUGUCCUAAGCUUAUAAAAAAUCUUUUAAAGUCAGUUAAAUUACAAACGAUAACAAAAAACUUUAUGAUAAAAGCACCAGUUGUUUUAUAUUUUCCAAUUUCCAGUGAAAUGUUAUUAGGACCGAUUCCAUACUGUUGUCUCUUUUUGUUUAUAAAACAAUUAAUUUCCCGGUGAUUUUCUGGGAAAACUGAUUAUUUUAUGAGUAUUCAAAAUAAAUUACACUAUAUUUAUUUACCAAAUAACAUUUGAAUUUCAAGUGGUAUAACAGUGAUUUCCCCGUCUAAAUGAACCUGAUUUGCCUAUUUUCGACUUUUGUGCUGCAUAAUAUUUAAAUAGUAAUUAAAUUAGAUCAAUAAUUCCGCGCCCGUUUGGAAUGUUUGAUUUAAUUUGAUGAAGGUAGCGCUGGUCCAUAGUUAUUUAAUUUACUAUUUAUUGUCUUUUAUAUCUUAUUUAUUUUAGGUAAAUAGGUCUAAGGGAUUCUUGUAAAUAAAAAAAAACUGUUAUUUAGGAAAAAA